CAGAAGCUCUUGAAAAGGAAGACUCGGUAGCCUACAACAAAGCUUUCUCAUGGCGGAAAUCACCGCCGCUUCUUCCUCCUCCUCCGUUGUACCCUGUUCCUUUUUUAGUCCGGCGCUCACCUCGGAGACUCCAUCCGACAUGGACCUCAUCCGAUCUCUCCUCCGGUUGUCCCACGAAAUAUCCCUCUUCGACGCCCCUUGCCCGAUCCUGAUGCGUCACCACUCUUCCAUCGCCCGUAAAUCCAGGCUGCUCGCUAUCCUCUUUGAUGAACUUCUCCUCCAACAAGACCCUUACACAGACGUCAUCAAGCUUCCCCGGUCGGCCUCCCUCUGUUUCCACGAGAUCUUCGUCGUUCUCCAGCGAUUCAAAUCCCUACUCACCGAAUGCUCCUCUCGCAGUAGAAUGCGCUUUAUUCUGCUCUGUGAUUCCCUAGCCAACGACUUCUACGAGCUCACCCUCGACCUCUCUACUCUUCUCAGCAUGCUCCCCAUCUCCGAUCUCCGCCUCUCUGAUGACGUCCGCGAUCAUGUCGAUCUCCUCCGCUGCCAAUGCUCCAGGUCAACCCCCACCGUUGAUCCCGACGUCUCUGCCCUCCGCCGGGAGAUUCUCGCCAUCAUCCACGAGAUCGAGCUCGAGAUCGUCCCAGAUCGCUCUCGUCUCGCUGCCAUCCUCCACAAUCUCGGCCUCAACGAUUCCUCGAGCUGCCGCCGGGAGAUUGAGUGCCUCGAGCGAGAAAUUGGCGAAAGGGUCUCGGACAAAUGGACGCCUGCGAUGAUUUCUUUUGUGGGAGUCGUGCAAUAUGCCAAGUGCGUGCUCUAUGGCGCCUCCACUCCGAGAUCGGAUUCCCGCACCGGAAAGCUUUACUUCGCCGGCUUUGAUUCCGGUAGUUCUCCCGCUGGUGGCGCGCCGCCGGAUUUUCGAUGCCCAAUAUCUCUCGAUCUGAUGCAUGAUCCUGUUGUCGUGUCUAGCGGACAGACGUUCGAUCGGGAAUCAAUCGCCCGCUGGAUCAGCGCCGGCCACAUCACCUGCCCCAGCACUGGCCAGACUUUGCGGCACACAAAUCUCAUCCCAAACCGAGCUCUCAAGAACCUCAUCUCCCUCUGGUGCCGGGAACAGAACGUUCCCUAUGCUCUUUACGGGCCCGGCGAACCUGCCGUCUCCGGUGGCUCGGAGAACAAAGCCGCAUUGGAAGCUGCUCGGAUGACCGCAGCAUUCUUAGUCCAGAAGCUAUCUUCAUCGCCAUCAACAGAAACGACAAUCCGCAUCGUACACGAGCUCCGUCAGCUUGCCAAAACCCAGUCCGAGAACCGAGCCUUCAUCGCAGAAGCCGGCGCUGUUCCUCUUCUCCUCCGCUUCCUCUGUUCCAACGAUCCCUCCUUACAGCUCAACGCGGUCACCACCCUUCUCAACCUCUCCAUUCUUGAAUCCAACAAGAGACGAAUAAUGCGAGCCGACGGAAGCCUCGAUGCCGUGAUCCAUGUUAUGUCUAAUGAUGGAACCUGGCAGGCAAAGGAGAACGCUGCAACUCUGCUUCUUAGCCUAACCUCAAUCCAUUCUUAUCGGCGACGGAUUGGGGAGAACCAUUCAGCGGUAGCGGAACUGGUAAAGCUAGUGCGCAAUGGGCCCGUGAGCACGAAAAUCGAUGCAAUGGUGGCAAUACUCAGCCUUGCCCGCGACAGGAAGAACGCCCCGUUGUUGGUGGAGGAAGGGGUCCUGGAGGCGGUACUUGAUGCGUUUGCGUUUGAGGAAGCUGCUGAAUCAGCGACCGCAGUGAUCACAGCCCUGUUAAAGCGUGGCGGAGCGCUGGCAGUUGAGAAGUUGGAGUCAAAGGACACGGCGGCAAAGCUGGUGGGAGUUCUCCGGCGGGGAACAGAUGGGGCUCGGGACAAUGCGGCGGCGGCGUUGGUGGUUCUGUGCCGUCAUUCGGGUGGCGGAGUGGUUGCGGAGGUGGUAAGGAGGCCGGGGAUUGAGAUGGUUAUAAGGGAAAUGAUGGGAUGCGGAACGGAAAGGGGCCGGCGAAAGGCUGCGGCGCUGGGUAGGAUUUGUCGGAGAUGGGUUGCAGGAUCUCAACAGGGGCCAUUGCAACGGGAUAUUGAGUUGGCAGAUGGUGGUGCCGGCUUGGAGGACAUUUAGAGAAUAGUUUUUUGGCAAUUGUAUAUAUUUAAUUUAAAUUCUUUUUUCAAUUCUUAAUAUAAUUUACAGGAAAUUUGCAUAAAUAUCACAUAAAAAUUAUUUACAUAUAUCUAAGAUGUAAAAGCUGACAUUUUCAUUUAGGCUAAAUUU
This is a messenger RNA of Phalaenopsis equestris, 2284 nucleotides long. Its product is annotated as U-box domain-containing protein 16-like. The record is from RefSeq and is a predicted model, not a curated record. Gene Ontology annotation, biological process: protein ubiquitination. Gene Ontology annotation, cellular component: cytoplasm; nucleus. Bases 50 to 2134 code for a protein of 694 amino acids. Gene Ontology annotation, molecular function: protein binding; ubiquitin-protein transferase activity. The transcript has a single exon. Lineage: Eukaryota; Viridiplantae; Streptophyta; Magnoliopsida; Asparagales; Orchidaceae.